This is a messenger RNA of Metarhizium acridum CQMa 102, 1302 nucleotides long. Lineage: Eukaryota; Fungi; Ascomycota; Sordariomycetes; Hypocreales; Clavicipitaceae. The record is from RefSeq and is a predicted model, not a curated record.
AUGGCAGAAAAACACCCAGACCCCGACGCGCAAGACGAAGCCGCCGCCCACGCAGGGGAUCAACACCUCAAGAGGCGGUUCGGCCUCGUGUCCGUCAUCGCAUUCGGCUUCACCACCAUGAACUCGUGGGUGGCAUUCGCGUCGGGCGUCGCCGUGCCGCUCUCGUGCGGCGGCGGCCCGGGCCUCAUCUACGGGCUCAUCGCGGCGGCCGUCGUCAUGGUCGUCAUCAACACGGGCUUCGCGGAGCUGGCGUCGGCGUUCCCCUCAGCCGGCGGGCAGUACCACAUCGUGUACAAGACGUUCCCGCCGUCGUCGCGCCGGCCCGCCGCCUUCUUCACGGGCUGGGUCUCGGUCAUCUACAUCACGGCGGCGGCGGCGUCGUGCAACUUCUUCGUCGCCUCGUCCGUGCUCGACCUCGUCGCCCUCUGGGACGCCGGCUACACCCCGCAGCCCUGGCACACGUACCUCGUCCACGUGCUGCUCUGCGUCGUCGCCUUCCUGGCCGCGUCGCGCUUCCCCUCGGCCAGCAGGCCGCCGGCGGACGUCGUCUUCGGCGACUUGCGCAACGAGAGCGGCUGGCCGGACGGGUGGGCCGUGGUGGUCGGCAUCACGGGCUGCCUGUGGGCGUACAGCGGCGUCGACGCCGCGACGCACGUGUCGGAGGAGGUGGACAACCCGAGCCGCAACGUGCCCGUGGCCAUUGCCGUCACCAUGGCGCUGGGCGUCGUGACGUCGACCGUGCCCAUCCUCGAGGUGUACAACCAGGCGCUCGGGUCCAAGGCCGCCACGACCGUCUGGGCCGUCUACUACAUGGCCAUGUUCUACGACAUCGUCAUCAACCUCUUCGUCUUUGGCGGGCGCACCAUCUGGUCGCUGGCGCGGGACGGCGGCGUGCCGUACUCGCGCGCGCUGGUCCGCCUCGACGCCGGCGCGAGUCCCGUCAGCGCCACGGCCGUCGUUCUCGUCCUCCAGGUCGCCCUCGGCGUGCUGUACGUCGCCUCCACCGCCGCCUACAGCAGCUUCAUCAACCUGACGCUGUUUGCGCUCAACAUCACCGUGGCGCUGCCCCAGGCCGCGCUGCUGUUCCGCGGCCGCCACAUCCUCCCCGAGCGCGCCUUUUCCCUCGGCAGGGCUGGCUACGUCGUCAAUGCGGCGGCCACGGCGUUUGUGGCCUUUUUUUCUGUCGCCUUUUGCUUCCCGCCUAACAAGGCCAUCACGGACCCAGUUUCCUUUCUCGAAAGAGUUCCUGAGCUGUGGCUGCUUUAUCUUGAGCAGCUCCGGCGCUUCAGUGAGCCUCAGUGA